Messenger RNA from Suillus bovinus, 2243 nucleotides. RefSeq names its product putative dimethylaniline monooxygenase (N-oxide-forming). The record is from RefSeq and is a predicted model, not a curated record. Bases 234 to 2210 code for a protein of 658 amino acids. Gene Ontology annotation, molecular function: monooxygenase activity; flavin adenine dinucleotide binding. The transcript is spliced from 10 exons. NCBI's taxonomy places the organism in Eukaryota, Fungi, Basidiomycota, Agaricomycetes, Boletales, Suillaceae.
CCGGCUGUCCAGCAAGCCAAGGUUAACAUGUGCUACCGCCUUGUGGGUCGGAAGGAUGCGUACAUCCGAAUACUCAAGCUCCCCAGCGGCAGGUACCGUUGUACGAAGCUGAUCCUGGCUAAAUCGCAAAACAAGGAAGGGGGCACAGCUUAUGCAACACGAAACAUAUAAAAGCCUCCUUUCUGACACUCUAACUGUAGAAUCCAAGUUCUUCGAGUUGAUCAUUCAGAGAUAUGUCUGGCAUAGAAACCUUCCCUGUUCCGUUGUCUGCAGAGGCUAUCUCCUCCACGUGGCUGUCUGCAUUUAUUUCUGACAUAUCCAGCCCCAGUUUCACUCUGAAGCGCUCGUUUACAAACGAUAGCUACUGGCGGGAUCUCUUGGCAUUUACUCCUGAUUUUCGCACCUUGCACGCACUUCCAAAAAUCCAGGAUUUUUUCUCAGCUCCGAUUGCCCUUGCGCGGCCAAGUCGGUUCCGACUCUUGCCAAGUGUCCGUCAUCGGCGCAUUGGUCCUACAAAAACAUUCAUCCAAGGAAUUGUUCAAUUUCAUACGGUCAUAGCGCAGUGCACUGGCGUCUUCACUCUGACUCAAGUCGAGGACUCCUCAUGGAAGGCUUGGUCCUUUGUGACUAUGAUGGAUCAGUUGUCUGGUGUGGUCGAUCGCUUUCGCGCCCAUACGCCUCUCUGUCGUCCUGCUGAGUGGAACACUACAAUGGAGUACACAGCGGUCGUCGUGGGUGCAGGUCAGUGCGGCUUAUCCAUGGCUGCCCGUUUGGAGAAUCUUGGCAUCUCUACACUUGUCUUGGAGAGAUCCUGCGCAAUUGGCAAUGGUUGGCGUUCUCGAUACGAGUCACUGGAGACUAAUACUCCUAGGGCGUUCAAUCAUCUUCCCUUCGUCUCAUUCCCAGAGGAAUGCGGCACGUAUAUCCCUUGCAGAGACGUUGCCGACUAUCUUGAAAAUUACCAAAGAACUCUUGGUCUUCAUGUGUUGACCUCAGCCCACAUUUCUACUACUUCAUAUGACGCUUCGUCAAGUACCUGGACACUCUCUAUAUCUUUUUCAGGGCAAGCCUCUAUCACAGUGAAGGCCCAUCACCUCAUUGUCGCAAUAGGCGUUGGUACGACGGGAGGUGCACUCCCGUUUGCACCUUCGAUUCGAGGAAAAAGCUCCUUUCUCGGUUCUGUUAUCCAUUCCAGCGAAUACAGGUCCUCUUCCUGCAUCGGCACGCAGAAAGUAGUCGUCGUCGGCGCAGGAUGCUCGGCGCACGAUAUUGCUCAGGACAUAGCAAAUCAUGGGUCUCAGACAGUGCUUGUCCAGCGUUCCCCGACUGCCGUUGUGAGUCGCCAGACGAUAAACCAUAUGAUUGCCGGAUAUAUCGCGCAGGACGCUCCUCCGACAGAGAUCGCUGACCGCUUAUAUGUCGCUAUCCCCUUGUCAGCUCUUCAAAAUUCCCAGUACGACAUCGUGGAGAAACAUGCCCAUAUAGACCAGGACCUCAAGGAGAACUUGGCCCGGCAUGGAUAUCUCCUUCCCGGCCCUGAGGACAACUUCUUGCACCGUCUCUCUGUUCGACGAGGUGGCUAUUACAUCGACCGAGGUUGCGCACAGCUCAUCACGUCUGGCAAGAUCACCGUCAAGUCUGGGCAUGAGAUUUCCCACUUCUCCCCUUCUGGGUUGGUAUUUGAUGACGGUUCGCGAGUUGUGGCCGACCUUGUCAUAUUCGCAACUGGGUACUCGAAAACUACGAUCAAACAAGUCGCUGAGAACCUUUUUGGACCUCAGGUCGCGGACGCUGUCCAUGACCUUGGAGGAUGGGAUAGUGAUUAUGAGCUUGCAGGUGUUUGGAGGCCGACUGGACAUGAUGGACUCUGGUUUGCAGAGGGCGAUCUUUUUUCUGCACGGUUCUACUCCCGGUUCCUCGCAUUACAGAUAAUGGCGAGGGAGAUGGGAAUUGCUAAGUCCAGACCAGAAAACUUACAUCCCAUGCUAAUUUCUGCGAUCAACUUCUCAGUUACCCUAUAUAUUAUGUACACGAGAUGUCCUUGGCUCGUGUUCAACAACCUGCUAAUAACAUUAUUUAUAUGCAACACAAUUAGGUCAUACGCAUGUACUGUGGAAAGAACUUUCAACUGCCGGCGUCUUCUACUUUUGGGCCGCCUGGUCCAACACGGGCCCAGGGAUGCCUAUACCACAAUCACGAGAUAUCAAUGAUCGAUAUCUCGUGUGUGACGGGCCAGAAGGUGA